Messenger RNA from Musa acuminata subsp. malaccensis (wild Malaysian banana), 1276 nucleotides. RefSeq names its product protein SODIUM POTASSIUM ROOT DEFECTIVE 2. NCBI's taxonomy places the organism in Eukaryota, Viridiplantae, Streptophyta, Magnoliopsida, Zingiberales, Musaceae. The record is from RefSeq and is a predicted model, not a curated record. Gene Ontology annotation, molecular function: metal ion binding.
UCUAAUUAAUUAAGCUGGGCAAAUCAUGAAACUAAGAGACUGUUAGAUGAUAAUGUAGAACCAAGAUAUAGUGACAGGGUGAGCAAACACCUGCUUGAAACCUGGAACUGAUGAUGCAUGGUAGCAUCAUGAUAAGAGAGUGAUGAGGUUAAUGAUAUCAUUUGGAUGGUGGCAGCAACCCAUUUGGUGCAAGUAGAAGCAAUCAUGGCCACCAUUGGGCCUUGGAAUAGGAAAUGAAAGGAGUGAACUUCUCCUGUGUAUCACCGGCAUCAGCAGCGAUAUGCACGAGCAUAGAUCGGCGGUCGAUGGUCCGAGGGAGCACCGGAAGAGCGGCCGACCGGCACACGACUCAUCCGAGAGAUCCAAGGAGAGCAAACUCUGCUCUCGGCUCCAUGUCUGGUGCAACCAGAGAGAGGCGAUCUCGCAACCAAAGGAGCAGGAAGAUCUUGGAUAAACCAUCUGAUCUUGUGACUCCGCCGGGCUCCUCGCGAUACUUGUUGAACGACGAUGACUUCUUCGAUGUUUUCCCGAGCGUGGUGACUGCUGCUCCUCUUCUCUCAGUGGAUCAACCUGCUGUCCUGAAGCCACCGUCUUCUACUACGUCACAAGAACAGGUUGUGCAUCUGAGGGUAUCUUUGCACUGCAAAGCUUGUGAAAUGAAGGUCAGGAAGCACAUCUCGAAGAUGGAAGGCGUGACCUCAUUCAACAUAGACUUGGCAACGAAGAAGGUGACGGUGAUCGGAGACGUGACGCCGCUGGGAGUCCUAGACAGCGUCUCCAAGGUUAAGAAUGCUCAGUUAUGGCCUUCCCUUUGAUCGAAAGUCUUCAUCUAUGUGGAACAACGUAUGUGUUGUGAGAUCCGAAAACUAGUGGGAAAACUUAUGGUUCUUCUCAUCAAAUCAUUCUGUUCUUUUCCCUGAAAACUUUGCUGCUCAGGCUAAAUUGGGCUGACGAUCACAGUAGAGAACAGUGCCAAGAAAGAAGCGAGCAACAGGAAUUAAUCCAAGCACCAAACCUUCGAGCUUAGCCAGCUUUCUCUCCCUUGUGAUCCAUGAAUAUAAACCAACCCACAGUUGAACCAGUCCGAUUCCGAGACAUCUCCAGGAAGAAUGCAUGGCAGAGGUGUGCCCACUUGGUGUGCCUUCUGAUAUCAGAGCUAACCUUUGAUUAAUUGAGACAAGGAUGUCAUGCAUCCAAGUCUCUACUAUUUAAUACCUGUUCUUGUCAUGGUAGGACAAGCCAAUAAAUACGCUGAUAACAAUUAUUCCCUCGAGAA